Exserohilum turcica Et28A is the source of this 630-nucleotide messenger RNA. RefSeq lists its product as uncharacterized. The transcript has a single exon. Gene Ontology annotation, biological process: acetoin biosynthetic process. Gene Ontology annotation, molecular function: acetolactate decarboxylase activity. NCBI's taxonomy places the organism in Eukaryota, Fungi, Ascomycota, Dothideomycetes, Pleosporales, Pleosporaceae. The record is from RefSeq and is a predicted model, not a curated record. Bases 1 to 630 code for a protein of 209 amino acids.
AUGGUCGGCUCAAUACCAAACGACAUUUUCCAAUUCUCCACCUACGCUGCUCUCAAUGCGGGCUUCAACAAGGGCCAACCGCGAACAGCAGACCUAACAUCGCACGGCACCGAUGGCAUUGGUGUCUAUGAAGACGGUAGUCUGAUGAUCCUAAAAGGCCAACAAGCACAUGCUAUUUCCAGAGACGGAAAAGCGAAACCAGCGCCCAUGGAAGCACGCCUGCCCCUGGCCUUGGUCACUGUAUACGAGCCCAACUUCCGCAUCAAAAUUCCAGCCAUCUCGCUAGACGCGCUUGAGGAACUCACGUCCUCGGACCAAAUGGGCCCGACCAAAGGCGUCAAUACACUCAUGCCAUUCCGCAUCUUCGGCCGUUUCCAGUCGAUUGAGUUUGAGCACGGGCCCAAUCAGAGUGAAAUCGACGGUAUGAUUUUUGGCUUCAUUGUGCCCGAGUGGAUGCGCAGUAUUAGUGGUCCGCGUGUGCACGCGCAUUUUCUGGAUACCAGCGAGGAGGUUGGCGGGAGAGUGGCGGAUUUUCAUAUCGCUGAGGAGGCGCUGUUGGAUUUUGCAAAGUGUGGGAGGUUUCAUUUGGGGUUUCCGCAGGGAGAAGAGUGGGAGAAUAUCAAGUUGUGA